UUAGGUUUCAAACUAUGGACCACACAAGGAUAUUUGUUCCCCUGCACAACCACACUGCUCCCAACUGGUUGACCAGCACCCAUUGGCAUGACCUAAGAUUUUACAAAAAUCAACAAUGCAGAUGUUAAUGAAAUAUUUCCUGACCGUACUAAUUUGACAAGUCCCUGUGUAAGCAGAUUGGAGAUGCAGACACCAAAGAGACCUUGUAAAACAGAUUUAAAACGACAGCUGAAUUUUAACAGAAUUGAUGGACCUACUGAUUGUGGGAGUGAUAAAAUGCAACAGGCACCAAAAAGUGAUGUAACAUUGAAACCUAAAACAACAGUCGUUACGGCAAUAGUUCACAAGCAACCAGUAAAUAAGGUUCCCAAUGAAUGUGUAAAACAAGCACUAAAAGCCUCUACUACUGUCUCAUCACGCUCCAGAAGUAAACAAACACACCCCAUUUCAUCUGUGGCUUCUAGAAAAUCUAUAGCUGUAGAAGACAUCAUAACCACCAUUGAUGAUGAUGAAAAGUCUCCAACAGCAGUACCCACACAUUGCAGAGCCAAGGGUUUUUCUAACAAUCCAAAAAAAUCUUUGAAUUCUCUACAAUUACCAGGUUUGGGACAGAAAACACAACACACAAACACAACUAAGAAAUCAUGUGUUAAAAGAAAACCUAGUGGUGAGAAUAAUGCUCAAAAUACAAAAAAAAGAACUAUAGUAAAAAAUUCUGGUAAUAUCUUAAAACCUGUUGUUCCACUGCAGGAUAUCACAAACACAGUAAAAAAGAACACAUGUUUCAGCGUAGGGGCUCCACGGAUAUGUAGUUCAAGGUGUGAGAGCUUAGAAGCAGUUAUCAUUCAAAAAGACAUUACCAUUAACAAUCUUAUAGAGACUAUCAACAGUAUUCUAAAGACCAGUAAUCUAUAUUUUCAACAGACACCCAUGACAAAUUGACUAGACAUGGUUGGCAGGGGAAUUCGAUGUAGUAGGGGGUGACGGUGGUCGCUAAGAAGACAGUAUAGAAAUAGAGCUGUCAGAAAAGCAAUAAAGAUAUUAGGGCAUGUUGACCGACUAAAACAUAGUAUGCUAUCCAGGGAGUUGGGUAACCAAGCACUAAAUAUGAGACAAAACUCAGAUAGGUAUCAUGUAUCUCAGGGCACAACUCCUGUAUCAGAAACACAAUUACCCCACCAAUCAGAAACUGUAGAUUGCCAAUCACCCCCUGAGCCAGAGCUUCAACAUAAUGCUGGACAGCAUCAAAGUGACCCACCUGUCAUUUUACAACACAUAGAUGGGUACCAAAGAAACAUUAAUCGUUUUGGCGCUGUUAUGUAUUAUGAGCAUUUCAGGUUUGUAAACCUAGAUAAGUUAAGAUCGUUUGAAUCAGCAGUUCAGGGCGUGCAUGAAGCUAUACAAACAGUUCUACAUAAUUUGCAAUCUGAAGUAAGACCUGGUGACCUAGUUCAGUUAAGAUUUGAAGGUGAUGGAUUUGACAGGCCUUUAUAUUCCUUAAGAAAGGGCAUGGAUGGUCAUUUAAACAAUGUUUCUGGUUUGUUGCAAAGCAAUGCCGAGUGUAUAGGUAGUGGUUGUUUAAGACUUGUGAUCAUAAUUCUUAGAAACAGGGCUGGUGGUAUUAUGAAACGUAGGAAGAUACGUUCAACUACAUAUAGUUCACUCAUAAACACAAAAAGACGUUGGUUAUUUAAUUUUAACAACUAUGACUCUAACUUGUGUUUAGCUGCUAGUCUCAAAGCUCUUUUAGAUGAAAAACGUAACAUUACUGAUUCAGAACUAAUAGUACAAGCCAGAGAGAUGCACAAAACAUUGUGCAUACCCGAUGAACAUCUUGUUAAUUUUAGUGACAUUCAGGCUUUUGAAAAGCUAUUGAAUGUCACUAUUAAAAUACUUUACCAUAAUCAGGGUUCUUGGCAGUAUUUUUAUACUGAUGGACCCUGUAAGGAUAAAGUGCUGUUUGUUUUGCAUCACAAUGAGCACUAUUACGGCAUAAAAAACAUCAAAGCUUUUAUAGGUCAUGAUUAUUUUUGUCAGUAUUGCCACUCUAUUUUUCACCACAAGAAUAAUCACUCUUGUAAAUAUUUUUGCAGAACAUGUCACAGACAGAAUUGUGUUGAGGUUAAAGAUGAAAUAUGUAGAUGCCUUAGUUGUCAUUUGGUUUGUCGCUCAGUUGAGUGUUUGGCUUUGCAUAAUGCUUUAGCACAAGAGGGUGAGGUAGAGUGUCAUACCAAAGUGUAUUGUGACAUGUGUUGUGCAUAUGUUAGGAAAGAUGGUCAUGACUGUACACCCCCAACAUGUAGCAUAUGCCAUGGUGAAAUUGACAUUUUUGACACACAUCUCUGUUACAUGACGCCAUACAAACCACCAAAAAAAGAGACAGAUUACAUUGUUUAUGAUUUUGAAUGUAUGCAGGAAACAGGUGUUCAUAUACCUAAUUACGUUUAUGCUAAAAAGUUAGAUGAUACAAAGUCAUGGGAGUUUCAGGGUUCUGAUUGUUUGAAGGAUUUUGUGAACCAUUUUGUUACAACGAAAUUCCAGUCUGUUACAUUUAUAGCACAUAACGGUGGUAGAUAUGAUUCCUAUUUAGUGGUUCAACAGCUAAUUAAAGAGAAAUUAGCAAUUAAGUUGUUGGCGCAAGGUGGUAAACUCUUGUGUGUCACAGUGCCUGACUUAAAAAUCCGUUUUAUAGAUUCUCUAAAUUUUCUACCAAUGAAACUCAGCAAACUGCCAAAAGCCCUAGGUUUUAAAGAAUCUAAAGGCCAUUUUCCUCAUUUUUUUAACACAGGCGAAAAUCAAAACUAUAUAGGGUCUAUGCCCUGUGUAGACCACUAUGGUGUUGAGUACAUGAUGCUCGAUGAGAAAGCUGAAUUUUUGAAGUGGUAUGAAGAGAAUAAGCAUGAGACAUUUGACUUUCAGACUGCUCUUAAAAUCUACUGUAAACAAGAUGUUGAGGUUUUAAGACUUGCAUGUGUGUGUUUUAGAGAAAGCGUAAUGGACAUGACUUGGACAGAAACAAUCAAAUUUAACAAAAAUGGGGAGUUGAUUGAAGACAUAAACUGUAUUGACCCGUUUCAACUCACCACAUUAGCAUUAGUGUGUAUGGCUAUGUACAGAUUCAAAUUCUUACCUAAUCACACUAUUGCAAUACUCCCUUGUGAUAAUUAUCACAAAACGCAAAAACGCUACUCUACACCAGCCAUUCAGUGGUUGAUGUAUGUUGCACAUAAGGAGGGUAUUGCAAUACAACAUGCUUUACGCGGUGGUGAGCGCAGGGUAGGUAAAUACUGCUUGGAUGGCUAUGCUGUAAUAAACAAUGUUCCUACAGCUUUUGAAUUUCAAGGUUGUUUUUACCAUGGCUGCCCUGUUUGUUACAAUGAAAAUGAUACAAAUGAGGUAACAGACUCCACAUACAGUCAGCUGUAUAAUAAAUACAUUGUUAAAAAGCUUUUUUUACAGUCGUGCGGAUUUGAGGUCAGAGUGCUGUGGGAACACGAGUGGUUGGCUAUGUUAGCCAAAGACAAAGAGCUGCAAGCUUUUAUUAUUAAAAACGAGUUCCCACAGCCCUUGGACCCCAGAGAUGCACUUUACGGUGGUCGCACAAAUGCGAUUAAACUGUACCACAAAACAGCACCUGGUGAAAGUAUCCACUACUAUGACUUUACAAGUUUGUACCCCUUUGUGAACAAGACAAAAGCUUACCCUGUAGGACACCCAAGAAUUAUUUAUGAGAAUUUCAGGAACAUGAAUUUUUAUUUUGGUUUGGCUAAAGUAAAAAUGCUUCCACCUAGAGGAUUAUUUUUUCCGGUCCUACCUUUAAAAUUAAAUGGUAAGCUCAUGUUCCCACUUUGCUUGACCUGUGCCACCAAUAACAGCGUGACACAGUGUGAUCAUAGUGAUGAACAACGCGCUCUGACUGGCACAUGGUGUACAAUUGAAAUACAAUUUGCUGUGGAAAAAGGAUAUAAAAUUUCUAAAAUCUAUGAGAUUUGGCAUUUUGAAAAUUAUAAAAAAAAUCUGUUUGAAAACUACAUUAAACUACAUCUCAGGGAUAAACAGGAAGCUUCUGGCUACCCUGCAUGGUGUACUGAUGAUGAAAAAAAGACACAGUACAUCCAAGAUUACAAAAAAAAGAGGAUGUAGAAUUAAGACCAAAUCAUAUCACAGUAAACUCUGCAAAAAGACACAUUUCUAAAUUGUUUCUAAAUUCCCUGUGGGGUAAGUUUGGUCAAAGAACUAAUUUACCAAACACAUGCAUUGUGACAGACCCUGAUGAGCUUUUCAGGUAUGCUUUUUUACCAUACUAUGAGGUGUCUUCUUUGGAUUUCAUAGAUGAUGAAACAGCAAUGCUUAGUUGGAAAUAUGCAAAAGAGAGGUACACAACCAGUAAAAAUGUUAACAUAUUUAUAGCUUGUUUUACUACAGCAUAUGCCAGACUUGAAUUGUACAGAGUACUGGACAGUCUGCAAGAGAGGUGCCUCUAUCAUGACACAGAUUCUGUAAUAUUUGUGAGCAAGGACGGUGACUGGAAUCCACCUCUGGGUGAUUAUCUAGGGGAGUUAACUAGUGAACUACCGACCGGAGAACACAUCACAGAGUUUGUUUCUGCAGGCCCCAAGACGUAUGGGUAUAAACUGAGCAAUGGAAAAACAAAUCUUAAAGUAAAGGGGAUAACCUUGAACAGUGCUAACACAGAUAUAAUCAAUUUUGAAAGCUUAAAAGACUUGGUGUUGGACUACCCUUUAAAUUGUAACAUAGACAAUCAAAAAAGACUUGUGGUAGAGCAACAGUGUAUUACCAGAAACAAACGCUACUGGCAGAUUGAGACACGUCCAUUAAGGAAAACACAAAAGUGUGUUUAUACAAAAAGAAAGUUAGCACACGAUUUUACGACACUACCAUUUGGUUACUAAUAUAACACUAACAAUGGACACGCGUUUGCAACACUCUUUUUCUUGUAUUUUAGCAGGUCCUUCAAAUUCAGACAAAAGCUAUUUUGUAAAACAAAUUUUACAACAUUCUGACACACUUCUGUCCCACAAACCUGAUAAUAUUGUGUGGUUUUAUGCAUGCUGGCAAAAAUUGUAUGAUGAAUUAUUAUAUACUUUUCCAUAUAUUAAAUUUAUAGAAGGUCUUCCAAA
Bombina bombina (fire-bellied toad) is the source of this 5141-nucleotide messenger RNA. RefSeq lists its product as uncharacterized. Bases 1072 to 4143 code for a protein of 1023 amino acids. Gene Ontology annotation, biological process: DNA replication. Lineage: Eukaryota; Metazoa; Chordata; Amphibia; Anura; Bombinatoridae. The record is from RefSeq and is a predicted model, not a curated record. The transcript is spliced from 4 exons. Gene Ontology annotation, molecular function: DNA binding; DNA-directed DNA polymerase activity; nucleotide binding.